CAGCGCAUCACACCACCGCUUCCUUUAUAGCGCCACCCCACCACCCUCGUCUCUCCCCCCGUCGAGCACACAACACACCCUCCUCGUCCUCCAAUCCAAUCAACCUGGUAGACUCGCUUCGCUUCUCCCCCAGCCGUCGGACGGAGCUCCUCGCAGUCGCAGCAGCCGCCGAUCAGCCUGCGCUCGGGCUCAGCGCUGGAAGGUGUUGGAAGAGAAUAGCCUGAAGGUUCACAGUAACCUUCAUCUGUCGGAAGAUGUAUCGGGCUAAGAGGGCUGCAUUGUCACCGAAGGUGAAGCGCCGCGUCGGCAAGUACGAGCUCGGGCGCACCAUUGGGGAAGGGACCUUCGCCAAGGUCCGGUUUGCUAAGAACACUGAAAACGGGGAACCUGUUGCUAUCAAAAUCCUUGACAAGGAGAAGGUUAAGAGGCACAGAUUGGUUGAGCAGGAACGAGGUGGAGAAUGAAUUUUCUUCCUUGGAUGCUGCCGUGACAGCAUGGGAGCAUAGGAAGAUGUAACUUCAAUUAAGAAACGAUACGUCGAUACUAUACCUGCAUAUUUGCAUGCCAUCGAGAUAUAUCCACAUGGUGGUCUUCCAGUUCAAGUCAUACCUGCACCAACUCAAUUAAGCGUGAAAUUUGUAUCAUGAAAUUAGUAAGGCACCCUAAUGUUGUUCGACUGUUUGAGGUGAUGGGAAGUAAAGCAAGAAUUUUCAUCGUUCUGGAAUAUGUUACCGGCGGAGAGCUUUUCGAAAUCAUUGCUACUAAUGGAAGGUUGAAGGAAGACGAAGCACGUAAAUACUUCCAGCAACUGAUUAAUGCUGUUGAUUACUGCCACAGUAGGGGAGUGUAUCACAGAGACUUGAAGCUCGAGAAUUUGCUGCUUGAUGCUGCAGGAAAUCUCAAAGUUUCUGACUUUGGUUUAAGUGCUUUAACCGAGCAAGUGAAGGCUGAUGGUCUGCUUCAUACAACAUGUGGAACCCCCAAUUAUGUUGCCCCUGAGGUGAUCGAGGAUGGAGGCUAUGAUGGUGCAACUGCAGAUAUUUGGUCUUGCGGAGUAAUCCUCUUUGUUCUUCUUGCUGGAUAUUUACCUUUCGAGGAUGACAACAUCAUCGCCCUAUACAAGAAGAUUUCAGAAGCUCAGUUUAGCUGCCCCUCUUGGUUUUCAGCUGGGGCCAAGAACAUGAUUACCAGAAUUCUUGAUCCCAAUCCUACAACUAGAAUCACGAUUUCUCAGAUACUGGAGCAUCCUUGGUUCAAAAAGGGGUACAAGCCUCCUGUUUUUGACGAGAAAUAUCAAACUAGCUUGGAUGACGUGGAUGCUGCUUUUGGAGAUUCAGAAGACCGGCAUGUGAAAGAGGAAACUGAAGAUCAGCCAACCUCAAUGAAUGCAUUCGAACUGAUUUCUCUAAACCAGGCACUGAAUCUGGAGAAUUUGUUUGAAGCAAAGGAGGAGUAUAAAAGAGAGACAAGAUUCACCUCACAGUGCCCCCCGAAAGAGAUAAUCACAAAGAUCGAAGAAGCUGCAAAGCCGCUUGGCUUUGAUGUUCAGAAGAAAAAAUACAAGAUGCGGAUGGAGAACCCGAAAGCAGGUAGAAAGGGCAAUCUGAAUGUUGCAACUGAGGUUUUCCAAAUAGCCCCAUCCCUGCAUGUAGUCGAGCUCAAGAAGGCGAAGGGGGACACUCUGGAGUUCCAAAAGUUCUACAGAAGCCUGUCGACCCAGCUGAAGGAUGUUGUGUGGAAGUGCGACGGCGAGGUGGACGGCAACAGCGCGGCAGCAUGAAAGUGCCCUUUGAACUUUCCACUGGACGGCGCCGGUUUUCCUUUGUACAUAGCUUCUCUUUCGGAUGAUCCCGUGUCCAUUGCAGAGUCGGUUUUGCAAGCAAGUUCUUUGGUUUAUUUGUAGUAAGCCCGGUGAAACAACCGCCCUGGAGGCUGUUGUGGAUGAGCUUACUGGCGUGUUUAGUUCGUUUCAUGGUCGGGAGGUUGGAUGGAAUGGAAACCACAAUCAAGGCUGUAGUAGUGUGUGUAGUAACGAAGUAGAUACAUGCAUCAGAUGGUGUAAGGGAGUACCAGCUGUUAGUUCAUGGUUUCAAGCUUAGCCCCCCUUCAAUUUGUUCGAUGAUGUAUUACUUCACAAUAAACAUUAUUACUUAGAUGUAUGAGGUGAGCACACUUGGUCUUU
Messenger RNA from Zea mays, 2182 nucleotides. RefSeq lists its product as uncharacterized. Gene Ontology annotation, molecular function: ATP binding; protein serine/threonine kinase activity. NCBI's taxonomy places the organism in Eukaryota, Viridiplantae, Streptophyta, Magnoliopsida, Poales, Poaceae. The coding region runs from base 644 to 1780 and encodes 378 amino acids. Gene Ontology annotation, biological process: signal transduction; protein phosphorylation. The transcript has 16 exons. The record is from RefSeq and is a predicted model, not a curated record.